AUGGCGGCUGCCGGUGCCAAAGCAUCAGCGGCUGCUCCGAAAGCAGAAACAGACUCAGCAGCAGAAUCCUCCAAUGCGGCUGCAUCCACCUCAGCAUCAGUCGCUGGCGACGACGCCUCCUCCGAAGCGGGCGUGAGGACCAAGAAACCACGCAUCGACACGCUCAUCCUCGACGCAGGUGCCCUCAUCAUGCGGGCGCCACUCGAUGGUCUCGCCUCGGAGUACUAUAUCCCGCCUCGCGUCAUCGAAGAAAUCAAGCAUGCUUCGGCGCGCGAGUACCUCGAAUCGUUGCGACUUCGACCCGACUUCCAGCUUCACGUCGUCCAACCCGGACCUGCUAGCAUGGUCGCAGCCACAGAGUUUGCAAAGAAGACUGGUGACAUCGGUGUGCUUUCGACGCAGGAUUUGGAAGUGAUCGCGCUCACGUAUGAGAGGGAGGUGCACAGACACGGUACGAAGCGUAUCAGAGCCAGUCCUGAUGGCAAGAGGGGUGAAGCGUCUGCGUCUGCCCCUGCUGCUGCGACGAGUGACGCUCCCGACAGCGCCGAGGGCGUCUCCUCCUCCAGCGCCAGACCUGCAGACGAUCAAAAAGCAGCUCGUCAAGCUGCGAUCGACAAGAAGCGCCAGCAAAAGGCAGAUGCAAAGCAGAAGAAGCUUGCAGAAGAGGCUGCCGCACAGGGCCUUACUGCGGAUCAGCUCGUAGCACAGCGCAUCAAGGAGAACCGCGAGAAGAAAGCCGCAAAGAAACAAGCAAAGGAUGCGACACAAGCAGCAGCAGCGACACAAGCGGAAGAGGAAGCUCAGCCAAUUCAGUCGGCAGAAGAACAGGAGGCCGCUCAGGAAGCACUUCAGAAUGAGGCAUCCCCAUCAAAUGCUGAGCCAGGCGUCGACGAGGGCUGGAUCGAAGUAGAUUACACAGACGAAGAGUCAGACGACGAAGGCGAUGGCGCCUGGAUCACACCAGACAACGUCCAAAAGGCCAAGAACCUCAGCAUGGGUUUCGUCUCGGACAACCGCAUGCCCGGCUGGAAGUACUCGGAGCAGACCAAAGACGACCUUCCUGAGCCUGCCGAAUUAGUGGCGCCCGAAGAGCCGCUCGAAGAAGGCUGGUCGCGUGUCGAAUCAGGCUCCAAAUCCAAAUCCAAGCCGCCCCACCGCAACCACGUCUCGCGCGACUACAACGACCCAUCCAUCCAGUCUCGACCUUCGCUCUCCUGGGAUUCCACGGGCAACACCUCUCAAGGCGGACACAUGACUGUCGCGUGCAUCACUGGUGAUUUCGCCGUGCAAAACGUCCUCCUUCAGAUGGGAUUGUCCCUCGUCGGUGUUCACGGUUCUCGCGUCCGAGCUGUCAAGUCCUUCGUACUGCGCUGCCACGCUUGCAUGAAGGUGUGCAAGGACAUGGAGAAGAAGUUCUGCCCCGUCUGCGGUAAUGCCACGCUCACAAAGGUCGCCGUCACCGUCGACGAUACUGCCAAGGGUGGCUUCCAACUCCACCUCAAGAAGAACUACCGCUUCAACUUGCGUGGUACCAAGUACUCCAUUCCCGCUCCCAAGGCGGGUUCCGCUUCGGGAGGCAAGACGGGAGGAUCCGGAUUGAUUCUUCGUGAAGAUCAGUUGGAGUGGCAACGCGCGUUGGCCAAGGAGGCGAGUAGGAAGAGGAAGGAGGAGAGGGCGUUGGAGAAGGCGAUGCGUGCGGGCAAGGAUGGUUUGUCAGUCAGGUAUGAGGAGGCGUGGGAUUAUGGAGAUAUUUUCUUGGGCAGUCAGUUUGCCUCGAGGGAUAAGAGCAACUUGCCUGUGAUCGGGCAUGGGAGGAAGAACCCGAAUGCCAAUCGACGCACUCGCAAGUGA
This is a messenger RNA of Pseudozyma hubeiensis SY62, 1851 nucleotides long. RefSeq lists its product as hypothetical. Lineage: Eukaryota; Fungi; Basidiomycota; Ustilaginomycetes; Ustilaginales; Ustilaginaceae. The record is from RefSeq and is a predicted model, not a curated record. The transcript has a single exon. Gene Ontology annotation, biological process: ribosomal small subunit biogenesis; maturation of SSU-rRNA. Gene Ontology annotation, cellular component: preribosome, small subunit precursor. The coding region runs from base 1 to 1851 and encodes 616 amino acids. Gene Ontology annotation, molecular function: RNA endonuclease activity.